Messenger RNA from Suillus clintonianus, 483 nucleotides. RefSeq names its product WD40-repeat-containing domain protein. The transcript has a single exon. Gene Ontology annotation, molecular function: protein binding. NCBI's taxonomy places the organism in Eukaryota, Fungi, Basidiomycota, Agaricomycetes, Boletales, Suillaceae. Bases 1 to 483 code for a protein of 160 amino acids. The record is from RefSeq and is a predicted model, not a curated record.
AUGUCCGGUUCAGCUGACAGGACGAUCCAAUUGUGGGAUAUCGCAACUGGCGAGGCAGUGGGUGCCCCUUUCCAAGGGCACACUGGAUCUGUUCAGUCGGUUGCAAUCUCGCCUGAUGGUAAAUACAUAGUGUCUGGGUCAUCCGACAACACCAUCCGGGUAUGGGAUAUAGAAUUUCUCCACCGGUACUACCCUUCCACGACUGCAAUAUGUUUUUCACCUAACCCAAGCCACGCUCUUCGUUCUGCCCCCUCCUUUCUCAAAGAAACACCAGCACCAUACGGUCCGAACGAGGAGGGAUGGGUUGUCGGUCCCGAAGGACGGCUUCUUCUCUGGAUCCCGCUCAAUUUCUACCCGGCCACAUAUGCCCCGGGCAACACGCUGGUGAUAGCCAACAACGCCUUGCAGCUGGACUUGAGUUUUCUUGCACACGGCAUGUCUUGGCACGAGUGUCGGACACAGGACGCAGCGUCAUCUUCGUGA